Molecule: messenger RNA, 1475 nt
Organism: Phodopus roborovskii (desert hamster)
Lineage: Eukaryota; Metazoa; Chordata; Mammalia; Rodentia; Cricetidae
Gene: Tmem98
Product: transmembrane protein 98
Exons: 7
Coding region: 185-865 (226 amino acids)
Cellular component (GO): endoplasmic reticulum
Source: RefSeq, a predicted model, not a curated record
CGGGGGGUGGAUCUGGGUCGUCGGCCCGCCCGCGCUCCCGGCAUGCCCCGCUGCUGGCUGCUGCGGGCGGCACUCGGACUUGGCCUUGGGGUGACUGCGGGGAUCCGGCGCGCUCCAGAUCCCCAGUUGAGCUUCCACCUGCUCCGAGGAUGUGAGUGGACUAUAUUUGGGAGCUGCUGGAAGCAUGGAGACUGUGGUGAUCGUCGCCAUAGGUGUACUGGCCACCAUCUUCCUGGCCUCAUUUGCUGCCUUGGUGGUGGUUUGUAGGCAGCGUUACUGCCGGCCUCGAGACCUGCUACAGCGCUAUGACUCCAAGCCCAUUGUGGACCUCAUCGGUGCAAUGGAGACCCAGUCUGAGCCCUCAGAGUUAGAACUUGAUGACGUUGUCAUCACCAACCCCCACAUUGAGGCCAUUCUGGAGAAUGAAGACUGGAUUGAAGAUGCCUCGGGCCUCAUGUCCCACUGCAUCGCCAUCUUGAAGAUUUGCCACACUCUGACAGAAAAACUUGUUGCCAUGACAAUGGGUUCUGGGGCCAAGAUGAAGACUUCAGCGAGUGUCAGCGACAUCAUUGUGGUGGCCAAACGGAUUAGCCCCAGAGUGGAUGAUGUUGUGAAGUCAAUGUACCCUCCACUGGACCCCAAGCUCCUGGAUGCAAGGACAACUGCCUUGCUCCUCUCCGUCAGUCACUUGGUGCUAGUGACCAGGAACGCCUGCCACCUAACAGGGGGCCUGGACUGGAUCGACCAGUCACUGUCCGCUGCUGAGGAGCACCUGGAAGUCCUCCGAGAGGCAGCCCUGGCUUCUGAGCCAGAUAAAAGCCUUCCCAACCCCGAGGGUUUCCUGCAAGAGCAGUCGGCCAUUUAAUCUGAAAGGCUCCAGUCUCUGCCCCUGCGUGGCUCUGCUGAGCCUUCCACUUCCUGUAGAUUUAGUUGUUCUCUGGAGUUCUGGCAUCUAGCCCUGGGUGCAGAGUAAAGCUGAGAGCCUCAUCCUGGAUGCCUUUGCUGCAAUGGCAACCAGUGGCUGGAGAGUGGCAGUGUAAUACCACAGUUAGGGGAGAUGCUGUUUACCUCUCCAGCAGAGUACAGGAAGCUGCAAGGCUCACUGAUAGAUUCAGUUCAUUUAAUGUUUCCAAGAAAACUGAGUUGCCUCGAAGAAUCAAGAGACUUCAUAUUAGAUUAGGAUUUCUGGCUUCUGAAAAUCAAGAGUGGCAACUCAAAUCUGCAUUAUGGAGAACAAUCAGAACGGAGCCCGGAUUGCCUCUUUGGGUGAUCCUUGAGCUCCCCUUGCUGGUUUGUGUUCAGUACUCUAUCCCUGAAGCAUCCGAGCCUCUUAGGCCCAUGUGUCUUCCCCUUUCCCUUUUUGUGUUAGAAGCUGAGGAAUACCAAGUUGAUUGUUUCUUUUUUGAUCACUAUGCCUGCAAUUUUACUUUACAACCACUAGGUGAUUAGUAAAUUUGUUCUUCUGUUUUCCUCAA